AUGGCACCCCAGCGAGACUAUUAUGCCGACUUGGGGCUGACUCCAACGGCAGACGUGGCGGAAAUCAAGAAGCAGUUCCGGAAGCUAGCUUUGAAAUACCAUCCUGAUCGCAAUCCUGGCCGAGAACAAGAAGUAAACUCACAGUUUCAGAUCAUCCAAGCUGCCCACGAAGUCCUCAGCGAUGCCGACGCCAAGGCCAAGUACGAUGCUGCCUUUAUGCGGUCUGCCAGUCGAUAUCCUGCGGCUUCUGGAGUGAGAGGAAAUCCAUGGCAGAAUGUUAGCCAGCAGUUUCCUGUGCCACCGCGGCGGAAUCCACCACGAACAACUCCUUCGGGGGCACAGAGAUGGAACGAGAGGUUCUCUGCCGGUGUGCCACCAACCGCUAAACAUCCACCAGCGGCAACGGCUGCUCGGGCUUUCGAAAGCAUGCGGAAAGGCGGUGCCAAAAGCGGACAGCAAGAUCGCCGUGCUCCUCCUCCACCGCCCCCUCCCCGAACCGAAUCUGCAAAAAAGAGGGCAGAAGCAUCUUUCGGCGCCAAGAGAACCGGCUACCAUCCUCGAUCAAACACUCCCGGCGAUGAGCCCCCAGUCACCAACAACAACUACUCCUCUCGUGUCAACACUGAACGGUCAGAGCCUGCGCCAGAGCCCGCACCAGACCCUAUGCCAGAGUCGGAGCCCGUACCAGAUAUUUUCGCCCAGUUCAGAGAAAAGAACCGUAGUGAAGAGAGCUUCCAUGACCCUCGACAGAGCUCUCCAUACACCAAGAGUGGAGGCGAGAAGAUUGAUCCUUUUGACAGCGUUCCAUUGAAUCGGGAAAAAAGCACCAACGGGCCACCUGAGCCAGCAGGUUCAACACCCAAGCGUCGCAGCUCCAGUAUGCCCCGGAAAGAAACCAGAGAUGGAGCCCAGAGAAGGCGAGAUGAGACGGGAAUGGAUGGAAGACCUCGUGUCGUCCCUGUUGCUCCAAGUUCCCGGCCUGCUGCAUCGUUCAAAGCUCGAGCAGAGGCCGCUACUGCUGCGGCUGCUACCGCACCAAAUGGCAAUAUAUUCACGGCAAACCAGACAGGCGAAGCUUCUGCAACUGACGAUGCAACCCAGUCAUCUUUCCAUCACACGCCUUUCAACAAACCUCAGACCCCGGUUAACGACCCUUCAAUGUAUGCAACGCCCCAAAAAGACAAGUCAUCCAGCCGCAAGAAGGAUUAUGCUACUAUCCCCAAAUUGAGUACACCACCAAAAAAUAAGAAUGCUGCCGAAGUUGGCACAGAGAAUACACCAAGUGUCCCGAGUGGAGCACAUAGUACACUUCACAGCCUCUCUCCUUUCGAGCAGAAACAGUACCGCAUCUUGGAAUGUCUGAUUACGAAUCGGGAUGCUCCUGUUUCGGCUUUGAAAACCAAACCACAUCAGACCACCCCUCACAACCAUAAGCCCCUUGAUGAAGAGAAAAUGAGCGCUAACGAGGAAUCACCAACUAGCUUCACAUUCAACCUAGACGAUGACGCAUUCGCCCCUGGCUCUCCGGGAACAUCUCGGUUUAGAAAGAGUAACAGCGCUGAUGGAAUCAACACGACUUUCGUCAAAGAUGAGUCUUCUGCUACUUGGCAAUUUAGUGCUGGGAGUGCAAAUUACGGUCCUAUUCCUCAGAGCCGGUCCCAAUCAACCAGUUUCGACGCAGAAAGUUGGAGUACCAAGUUUGGGCCUCAGACUUUUGUUCUUCGGCCUACCACUCCCAACUCAUCAACUUCACCCACGCGGAAGGGUCAGCAAAAGGGUCGGGAAACCACGAAGAAAAAUAGAACUACAAAGCCCUUGACUGGCAAUGCCGCCAUUGUGGAUGAUAGCAGCGAAGAUGACCUCUAUAAAUGGACCGGCCGCAAGACUGACCCCAAGCCUGCAAUGGUUGACAGUCCCCAGGCGAUGGAUAUUGACCCGCCAUCGAAUGCCUCCCCUUCGCGCUCUCGUAUUCCUACUCCGCCUCCUCUUGUCCCGACUGCUCCUACGGUGGCAUCAACUGCCGCUUCGGCUGCGGCUCCCUCUGUGAAUCCUCCUGCACCUCAGUCACGGUCCCAGUCUCAACCUCCAUCUCAGCCGCAUCCCGUGGUUGCCAGGAACAUUCCUGUUGAACCAUCGCGACCGGAAUGGCGACCCGGAAAUGUCACAGGCCUAGGCCAAAUGUAUGAGCAGCCUGAAGAAAGGAAGGAAAUCCCGGUUACCUUUAAGGGGUCUGAAGAUAGCGAAGAAUUUCGAGCGACAUUUGAGGACCUGAAGAAUGUGGCACCAUUUGCCCAGCCUAAGGCCGGACUUAAGUCGUUUACGGAACUGAAGGAUAAUUUGCCUUUUGAGAGCCAGGCAUCAGCCGAACUUCACAUCGAUGUUCCUCACGCUCAUCCGCUAGUGUUCCCCGAGGCCCCGAUCGCACCCAAGCUUCCGCCUACGGUUGCAGUUGAAGGUAUCAAGCCCAACGUUGCGUCGUGGACCAAAUACCUCGAGGAGUUUGAAAGCUACCUACGCCGCUGGGAUCUCUUUAACUCACAGGUGGUUGACCAUUUUGCAACGCGAAAAUCCAACAUUUCACAGGCAAGAGGAUCAAAAGGCUAUUCAUUUCUAGGUGCCCGAGGGGAUUCUGAUAUCCUAGAGUAUCACAACUGGCUGGAGCAGGAUAACGGAGUCCGCCAAAGGUGGCAGGCAGCUUGUGAAGAGCACGAACUGCGAUUUAGAGAAUUCAUGGCGUUCAGAGAGAAGAUGAAGUAA
Trichoderma breve is the source of this 2757-nucleotide messenger RNA. RefSeq names its product dnaJ domain-containing protein. The coding region runs from base 1 to 2757 and encodes 918 amino acids. The transcript has 4 exons. Gene Ontology annotation, cellular component: cytoplasm. NCBI's taxonomy places the organism in Eukaryota, Fungi, Ascomycota, Sordariomycetes, Hypocreales, Hypocreaceae. The record is from RefSeq and is a predicted model, not a curated record.